AUGGUGCUCCUCGCGUUCGCCGCCCGCGGCGCCCGCGCGCUCCGGUCCGGCGGCGGCGCGCGCGCCCGGCUGCCGUCGCUGCGGUCGCCGCGGCCGUCGCUCGGUCCGCGGCGCACGUCGACGCUGGACCAGCCCGCCGUGCGGCCCUUCCUCGGCGCCGGCGAGGCCCUGCCGAGCAAGUACGACUUCUCGACGGAGGGGUCGCUCUACGCGUGGUGGGAGGCCCAGGGCCUCUUCGAGCCGAGCGACGCCGAGCACCCGCGCGGCGCGUACACGUGCCCCAUGCCGCCGCCGAACGUCACGGGGCGGCUCCACCUCGGCCACGCCAUGUUCGUCGCGCUCCAGGACAUCCUCGCGCGGUUCCACCGCGCGCGCGGGCGGCCGACGCUCUGGCUCCCCGGCACGGACCACGCGGGCAUCGCGACGCAGCUCCUCGUCGAGCGCGCGCUCGCGAGCGAGGGCUCGCCGACGCGGGCGGAGCUCGGCCGCGACAAGUUCCUCGAGCGCGUCUGGCGGUGGAAGGACGAGAACGGCGGCGCGAUCACGUCGCAGAUGCGGCGCCUCGGCGCGUCCGCGGACUGGAGCCGCGAGAAGUUCACGCUCGACGACGACAUGAGCCGCGCCGUCACGGAGGCCUUCGUGCGCCUCCACGAGAAGGGGCUCGUGUACCGCGGGAGCCGCAUGGUCAACUGGUCGCCGAACCUGGGCACCGCGGUGUCCGACUUGGAGGUCGAGUUCGAGGAGCGCGAGGGCCUGCUCUACUACUUCAAGUACGGCGUCGCGGGCUCCGACGACUUCCUGCCCGUGGCGACGUCGCGGCCGGAGACCAUCCUCGGCGACACGGCGGUCUGCGUGAACCCGGCCGACGACCGCUACGCGCACCUCGUGGGCAAGGAGUGCGUCGUGCCCAUGUCCGGCGGGCGCACGGUGCCGAUCCUCGCCGACGACUACGUCGACAUCGAGUUCGGCACGGGCGCGCUCAAGGUGACGCCGGGCCACGACGCGAACGACUACGAGAUCGGGCUCCGGCAGGACCUGCCCGUGAUCAACAUCCUCAACGGCGACGGCACGCUCAACGACAACGGCGGCGCCUACGCGGGCCUCGACCGCUUCGCGUGCCGCAAGCAGAUCUGGGCCGACAUGGACGAGGCCGGGCUCGUGAUCAAGACCGAAAAGUACGCGUCGCGCGUGCCCAUCUCGCAGCGGGGCGGCGAGGUCAUCGAGCCCCUCGUGUCGACGCAGUGGUUCGUGAACACGACGGUCAUGGGCGCGCGCGGCGUCGACGCCGUGCGCAAUGGCGACAUCAAGAUCGUGCCCAAGCGCUUCGAGAAGGAGUGGUACAACUGGCUCGAGAACAUCCAGGACUGGUGCGUGUCGCGCCAGCUCUGGUGGGGCCACCAGAUCCCCGUCUGGUACGCCGCGGGCCACGACGGCUACUUUUGCGCGCGGUCCGAGGACGACGCGCGCGCCCAGGCGCGGGCCGCGGGCGUCGACGACGGUACCGCGCUGACGCGGGACCCGGACGUGCUCGACACGUGGUUCUCCAGCGGCCUCUGGCCCUUCGCGACCGUGGGCUGGCCCGACGCGACGCCGGACUUCUCCAAGUUCUACCCGGCGACGUGCCUCGAGACGGGCUACGACAUCCUCUUCUUCUGGGUCGCGCGCAUGGUCAUGCUGGGCCUCGAGUUCACGGGCGAGUCGCCCUUCGAGGUCAUCUACAUGCACGGCCUCGUCCGCGACAAGAACAACGAGAAGAUGUCCAAGACCAAGGGCAACGUCGUCGACCCGCUCGACGUCGUCGACGAGUUCGGCGCGGACGCGCUCCGCUUCAGCCUCGUGACGGGCGUGACGCCGGGCCAGGACGUGCCCCUGUCCAUGGACAAGGUCAAGGAGAACCGCAACUUCUGCAACAAGAUCUGGAACGCGGCGCGGUUCCUCGAGCCCAAGCUCGCGGGCGCGACGCCGAGCGACGGGCCCAUCCAGGCGGCGGAGCUCGCGGCCAUGCCCGUCUUCGAGCGCUACAUCGUCUCCAAGGCGCACGAGUGCGCGGAGGCGUCGGCGGCGGCGCUCGAGGACUACGCCAUCGGCGACGCGGGGCGGCGCGCCUACGAGUUCUUCUACAACGAGUUCGCGGACUGGUACGUCGAGGUGUCGAAGACGCGGUCCGGCGACGACGCCGAGGCGUCGCAGCGCGCGCUCGCGUACGCCUUCGAGGUCUGCCUCAAGCUCAUCCACCCCUUCAUGCCCCACGUCACGGAGUUCCUCUGGCAGAAGCUCUACAACGGCGCGGGCGACGAGCGCGCCGCGCUCAUGGCCGCGCCGUACCCCGCGCUCGAGGGCGCGGCGCUCGCGUUUGACGAGUCUGCGGUGAGGCUCAUGGAGUCGUGGAAGGGCCUCGUGCGCGCGCUGCGCAACAUCCGCGCGGAGUACGGCAUCGAGCCCGCCGUGAAGACGGGGCCGACGAUCGUCUGCGAGGACGCGGCCCUCGCGGACCUCAUCACGUCGGAAUUGAAGGCGCUCGCGCUGUUGUCCAAGGUCGACCCGGACCGCGUCGCCGUCGUCGCCGCCAAGGCGGACGCGAACAUCGACGCGGACGCGGUGCAGCUCGUCGUCGCCGACGGCCUCGAGGUCUACCUGCCCCAGGCGGACCUCGCGAAGGACGUCGCCAAGGAGCUCGACCGCCUCGGCCGCCAGGCGGAGAAGCUCGCCAAGGACAUCGCGGGCCUCGAGGGCCGCCUCAAGAACCCGGGCUUCGCGGACAAGGCGCCGCCCAAGGUCGUCGACGAGACGCGCGCGCAGCUCGCGGAGAAGGUCGAGCAGAAGGCGACGCUCGACGCGUCCAUCGCGGACCUCGAGGCGUCGAAGUAG
Messenger RNA from Aureococcus anophagefferens, 2868 nucleotides. RefSeq lists its product as hypothetical. The coding region runs from base 1 to 2868 and encodes 955 amino acids. Gene Ontology annotation, cellular component: cytoplasm; cytosol. NCBI's taxonomy places the organism in Eukaryota, Pelagophyceae, Pelagomonadales, Pelagomonadaceae. Gene Ontology annotation, biological process: valyl-tRNA aminoacylation. The transcript has a single exon. Gene Ontology annotation, molecular function: aminoacyl-tRNA deacylase activity; valine-tRNA ligase activity; ATP binding. The record is from RefSeq and is a predicted model, not a curated record.